AUGGGUUCAGGAUGCGACAUCAUAUAUCGAACGAGAGGACUCUUCAGCGUUCCAAUCGCCUUGGACUCAAAGAUGUUGACUAAUGUCUGGGCAACAAUCAUCGGAAGGCAUCAAUGUCUCAGAACGUUCUUUGUUGGAGCUUCAGAGAACUCGUCUGGCCACCUACUAUACAGCGUGGUGCUCCGGCAGCUUCCCAAAUCGGCGCAGGUUGUCUCGGAGGAUUUUAUGUGUGCGACCUUGCAAGACGUGCGGGAUCAUCUGGCUAUGGCACCAACACAAGAGAUCCCUGACUAUGUUCACCAAAUUAAAACCUACGGUGGCCUCGAUUCAGAUACCAUGAGAGUCCUCAACAGACGACGACUUUGCAAGAUCGACAUUCCUCAUAUGGUCGUUGACGGGGCGUCGCUGUAUAUUCUACUGGAAGAAAUGAGACAGGCGCUUCUGUCCGGUGGCACAGCUUUACAAAGCCUUCCAUUACCGACACCGUAUGAAAGAUACAUCGAAUACCUACAGAGUACGCAACAACGGGAGGAUGCCGCAUUGGACCAUUGGACUCAGUACCUAGCCGGCGCCGUGCCGUGCCAUUUUCCGUCGUUUUGUACACCUCCUGCAGAGCGCAGCCUUUCCAAGGCCGCCACCUCCAGCUCACCUCCAGUCACAUCGGGCGCAAACAAUACCCUGCCUCUCUACAUCGACUAUUCGGAUCUACGUGCCUUCUGCCGUCAACAGAAUGUGACCAUAUCCAACGUCAUCCAGGCCGCCUGGGCCAUCUUGCUGUAUACCUACACGGGACAGUCUGACAUAUGUUAUGGGUACCUUGCUUCCGGAAGAAAUGUUCCAAUCCCCGGGUCCGCAACCAUUGUGGGGCCAAUGAUGAAUUUGCUUGUCAACCGAGUCGACUCUGUCGGGCCGUUGUCACUCGAAGCCGUUGUCAGCAAAGUGCGUGAUGACUUUAUCAACGCGCUGCCGCAUCAAGCAUUUCCUCUACACAAAGUGCAGAGCCUCCUUGGUCUAGCGCAAACGAGACUCUUCAACACUAUUGUCACAUCGUACUAUGCGCCAUUCAUGCUCUUAGACGACGAAGACGAACAAAAUCCAGUUAAGCUGCUCGAGUCUCACAACGCCUCCAAUUUCGAAUUGGUCUUGAAAGCCGUAUACUCCGACAGUGACAUACGGAUUCGACUGGUUUAUUCCACCUCAACCUUGUCUGAUCACGCGGCCAAGGGGGUUGCUAUGACAUUUGAGACCAUCUUGCACAAAAUGACAACAGCUUCAGGCCCAGGCUCCCAGACAGUUGCCAUGAUGGACGUGAUCAGCCCCCAGGAUCGUGUGAUUGUGACCGAAUGGAAUCGGAAAUCUUCUACGGCUAUUGAUGAUGAGAUCAUCUCUCCAGGUUGCGUUCAUUAUCAUAUAAUCAACAGGGUUAGGCUCCAACCCUUGGCUCCGGCUAUAUGUGCCUGGGAUGGUCACAUGGACUACCAAACAUUGGACACGGUCUCGACAAACGUAGCCCGACAGAUCUGCUCCACGGGAGUCGGCCCAGGCGUCUUCAUACCAUUAUGUUUCGAGAAGUCUAUGUGGUUCACAGUCGCACUUCUUGCAGUGCUCAAAAGCGGCAACGCGUUUGUCCCUUUCGAUCUUACGAAUCCCUUAGCCAGGAUUGCCAAGAUGAUAGAAACCCUCGGCUGCGAUCGACAGGAUGAUGGACCUUUACCUCUCAUACUCUGCAGCCGGAUGCAGCAAAGCAGAUGUUCGCCACUUGCUCAUGAGGUAUUGGUGAUCGAUGGAGCAUACGCCCAACAAAGCGUGCCCAGCGGGCGACUCUUUGAAAUAAUGGAACGACCGGCGUUGCCACGCAUCCCUCCAAGCCACCCAGCAUAUGUCAUGUUCACCUCGGGCAGCACUGGAGUCCCGAAAGGUGUCGUUGUAGAGCACGGGUCUUAUUCCUUCGCGGCACAUGCUCACAAAAGUGGGCUGAGACUUGAUGAGACAAGCCGUGUGCUUCAAUUUGCCUCUUAUGGCUUCGACACUUGCAUAGAAGAUCAUCUUUCAACCCUAAUUUCAGGUGGCUGUCUUUGCAUUCCGUCCGAGGCUGAUCGACUUGAUCUGGGUGGUCUAGCCGACUUUGCAAGGACAAGCCGUGCCAAUUGGGCUCACCUUACACCAUCACUAGCCGACAGUUUUACACCGGCUGACGUCCCAAGCAUAAAGACAAUUGUGUUGGGUGGUGAGCCCAUGACCGCGCGAAACGUUGCGACCUGGGCGAGACCAAGCAAUCCAUCGGCGAUACCCGGUGAUCAAGCCUUGAUACAGGUAUAUGGGCCCUCGGAAUGCUGUGUGACAAGCUCAAUCCAUUGCCCUGUAUCUCCCGGAUCCCCAGAGAUGGACAUAGGCACGCCGGUCCCAGGAUGUGCCCUAUGGAUUACGCACAUUGACAACACAAACUUGCUCUGCCCCAUUGGCGUUACCGGCGAGCUACUAGUUGAAGGUCCGAUUCUAGCUCGUGGUUAUCUUGGUCAACCUGACCUCACGUCCGCCGCAUUCGUUGAAGGCCUCUCGUGGGCUUCCGACAACGCCCGGAGAUUCUACCGUACAGGUGAUCUUGUUCGCCAUGUUUACGACAAUCACGGCCACAUUCGACUGCACUUCGUGGGACGAAAAGACAGCCAAGUGAAGAUACACGGCCAGAGGAUUGAAUUAGGCGAGAUAGAAAGAACCCUGUCUUUGGCACCUGAGAUACGGCAGACCCUGGUUACAGUCCCACGCCGGGGACCGUGCCAGAAUCAGCUUGUGGGCUUUAUCUCAUUCUCGGCCACGGAGUCAGUGCCGAAGACGUCCAAACCAUCAGCCGGGUGCAGCUCAGGCAGUGACCAGCCUGGGAUGAAUCUUUUGGGCGGCUCCUGGCGGUCUUAUGUCCGCGAUGUGGUGGAAUUGUUGCAAGACAGUCUCCCUUGUUACAUGGUACCAGAAAUCUUCAUUUGUGUCGAGGACGUCCCGAAGAACAUGUCGGGGAAGUUGGAUAGGAUGUGGGUGCAGGCAUAUCUCGAGGGACUCGACAGGAGCGACUAUCACGACAUCACAUCCCGGAUCAGCGGUGGACAGCACCAGGAUGAUUUUCGUGCUGGAAGUGAGAUCGAAAAAAUAAUGCGAACCUUGUGGAGCGAGGUCCUUCGCCUUCCCGAGUCCCAGAUCCUCUGGGAUACUUCGUUCUUUUUCCUCGGUGGGGACUCGAUCUCGGCAAUGAUGAUCAGCCACGCAGCUCGGAAGAAAGGGAUUGCCUUGACAGCAGGCGAUAUCAUGCGCCACCGCCGAAUUGACCGGCUGGCUGAAGCUAUAUCCAGGGACCUGAGACCACUAAAUGAGCCCAAGCUGACUGCGCUUUUGCCCGAGAGACUCGUUAGCCAGCAACCAUUUCCCCUGUCUCCGAUCCAGCGACUGCAUUUUUCAACACACGGUGCCAGCGGUGAUAGCCUUGACCAGCAGACAUUGGUUAUCGAGUUAAUAAAAACCAACAGCUUCCAGAAUGACAAUCGGAAGCUUUUCAAGGAGGUGUUCACUCAGCUUCUCAAGGUCCACCCCAUGCUCCGGGCAAGGUUCCGUGUCGAUGAAGAGCUGAGAGUUCAACAAACGAUAGCUGCCGAGGAAGACAAAAACAACUUGCGCCUGCGGCUACACAGCGACUCUGAGACCGAAUAUGUCUUUGACUGUGUCACAGAAGCUAUCCUCAGCAUCAAUCUAUCCAAAGGCCCGCUGAUCGCCGUCGACAUAUUUCAGGGUGAGGGAAGCAGUAUACUACUCUCAAUAAGCAUUCACCACCUUGUCAUCGACACUGUAUCGUGGCGUAUCAUCCUGAGAGACCUUGAGAGUACUUUGAGAUCCGGCGGGCUGAUAUCGCCGGAUCCAGAACCUGUGUCUUUCCGGGAGUGGUCAUUUGCUCUUGCCGACGAAUUCUCGACGCAGGAUGCCGAGGAACACCUCGUAGACAUUAGUACUGGUCGAGAGCCCAAUGCACCUCCACCCAACGAAACACGUCGAGAUCGUUGGGGGAUGCAAGGAAAUUCGAAUACUUUCAAUGACAUCGUGGUCCGGACUUUUGAACUGGAUGCAGGGCGAUGUGCGCCCUUGAUGGCGCAUUUGGAACCGACCAGCUUUGGACUUCUAGACUUGCUUUGUUCUGCCCUGUUGACAUCAUUUCACGCGGUGUUUUCGCGAUUGCCUGAGCUUUACCUGGAGGGACACGGUCGGGAACCCUUCCGUGACACGUUCACUGAUAUUGGCGGCGUUGUGGGAUGGUUCACUACAUUCGCGCCGUUGGUUCUUCCUCGAGCCCAUGAUCCCGGUCUCGAAGAAUGGUCCGGUAUCAUGGAGCAAGUUUUUGAAGCGAGACAGAAAAUGCAUCUGAAUGGUCUUGCAAGUUUUUCUCGUCAGCAGUUGGGGGCACAGACUGAACAGACCUGCCGCACUCCCAUGGAAAUCACACUCAACUACCUGGGAGCAUUUCAGCAACUCGAUAACACUGUCGAAACGGAUUCCAUGUUCCGUCUUCAUGACGAAGCUCAAUUGCAGGCCCGUUUGUCGGAUCUGAAGCUUCAGCAGCGAGCCAGCUCAACCAGAUACAGCCUCAUUUCUGUCCAGUUCAGACAGACAAAAGAGAAACUCUGUGGAGAAAUCACAUGGAAUUCAAAGAUGGAUCGGCAGGAUGAUUUGUUGGCGUGGGCCAACCUUUUCGAGAGACUUUUGAGUGACAUACAGCCAAUGAGUACGAAGACGACACAAAGUUUACUCGGCGAGAACCAUCAUGCCGAAUUUGCUCAGCGCUCUGGGCCUAUGGUGAAGCCUGCGACGACGCAUACGAGUCCGGAGACUGCAGAUCGAAUUCUCAGUUUUGCCCAUGAUCGAUUGGGGCUUGGCAUAGAAGACAUCGAACACAUAUACCCGUGCUCGCCGAUCCAAGAAAGCAUCAUGGUUUCCCAGCUCAAAACCCAGCACGAAUCUGCUCUUGAUGUCUAUGAGCAACAGUUCCUGUUCGAGGUGAUUCCAUCGGAUGCAUCGAGCAAGAUCGACAUUUUUCGGCUUCAUGAGGCAUGGCGGGAGAUUGUCCGACGACAUGCUAUCAUGCGAACCAUCUUUGUCGAGGAUAAUUCCGGGUUUUUCCAAGUCGUGUUGAGGAGGCACUCACCUGAUGUUCAAGUCAUUUUUGCGCAUGAAGAUACCACGACGGAUAUCCCGGGGCUACAGAGCAUGCGGCAGGAGCACCGGCUCAAGCACCCAUUAUCUGGCUCGGUUUUGCACAAUCUCACCAUAAUCGAGCGGCCGUCCACUGAGGGCGCGUCGCGUGUGUUCUGUAGGCUCACGAAAAGCCACCUAAUAUCGUGCGGCUAUACGUCGCGCCUCCUGAUCAAGGACCUCUUGGAGGCAUACGACGGGCGCGAUGGGCAUCCACGUGGGAAGUACUCACAAUUCAUUGAAUACGUCUUUCAACAGGACAUUCAGGAGAUGACCAAGUGGUGGACCGAAUUUCUGGAGGACGCAAGUCCUUCCAUACUUCCUCGGACUCUUAGAAACCCACCUGAAGCCAGAGACAAGCCGAGCGCGCGCGCUUCAAGCAGCACCAAAUUCCAUCGUGUGGGUGCGGCUAUCAAAGACAAACAGUCGCUCACCUUCGCCUGCCAACAACAUGACUUGUCGUCAACUUCAAUCAUGUGCGCGGCCUGGAGCAUCACACUGAGGACAUAUAUGGGCAACCCGGAUGACGUGUUAUUCGGUUUGAUGUUCUGGGGCAGAGAACUCCCCAUACCGGAAGCGCACGACAUCGUGGGCCCGAUGAUAAAUAUGCUUCCAGCACGGGUUCAUUUCAAAUCAGGCAUGACAGUGAGAGAGGUAUGCCACACCUUCCAGAGGAGCUACAUUGAGCAACUGUCGAGACAGACUGUGCCAUUGGGCAGGAUUCAAAAUGCCGUCGAUUCACUUCGCGGCCGCGGUCAAAUGUUCAACACGAUGAUCAACGUGCAAAAGGUCAGAGGAGUCCGAGAUGAUCAGGAUCGAAAACAAACUCGUGCCAAGCUCCUCUUGUCACACGAUACAACCGAGUUUGAUGUGGUACUAAGUGUGACCGAGACAGAGCAUGGGAUGGACAUGUCGCUUGAAUUCCGCGACGACUUCAUGUCCCAGGUCCAGGCUGAGAGGCUCCUACAAGUCUUCACCGGCGUUGCAGAAACCAUUGUCAAUUCUCCGUCCUGCGCUAUCGACUCGCUCAACGUGGCCACAGCCAUAGACCUGGCACAGCUGCGGGAGUGGAACGGAACACCGGUCACGCUAUACCACGGCUGUAUUCACGACAUGAUCCGAGAAAGGGCGAGCUCCCUGGGGCAGGCACAGCGGCCAGCAGUCUCUUCUUGGGAUGGGAGUUUGACGUACUGGGAGCUUGAGUACCUGUCCUCGACGCUCGCUUCCAUGUUGGUAGCCCAAGGCGUGAAGCCAAGGGGUGUAGUAGCGCUCUGUUUCGAAAAGUCUCUGUGGGCCGUUGUUUCCAUGCUUGCUGUUGCAAAAGCAGGCGCGGCUUUCAUCCAGAUCCACCCAGAUUACCCUCUUCAACGUUGCAAAGCCAUCUUGGAACAAGCUAAGCCAACUAUGGGCCUUGCCUCUCGAACCCAACAGCACAAACUGUGCGGCGUGCUCUCACAGGGCUCUGUCAUCACUGCGCCUUGGUCAAACAACUGCCUGGCACGAAUACCAGCCACAUGGCAGGACAUUGGACUGUUUUCGAGCCGAAGUGAUCCUUCAGAUGUGAUGUACAUGAUCUCGACAUCCGGCACCACUGGCACUCCAAAGAUGGUCGUCAUUGAGCAUCAAUCGUUCUGCUCCGCAGUCACUUCCAACAUGGGGGAGCUGCAGAUAAAUGCCGAGUCCCGAGCACUGCAGUUUACCGACUACUGUUUUGACGCAUGUUUGGAAGAGAUAUUCACCGUGCUCGUGGCAGGCGGGUGCAUCUGCAUCCCGUCAGAGACCCAACGCCUAUCGGAAAUCCCCGGGUUCAUCAAGCAACACAAUGUCAAUUGGGCAGCAUUCACACCGUCGUUCAUGCGCACAAUCCGACCCCAAGAUAUCGUCCCGCCUGUCAAGCGGCUUGUUGACGGAUGGGCCGGGAGGGUCCAAAUAAGGCCGAGCUAUGGUCCCUCAGAGUGCUCGGUGACCAGUUCGGUCGGCGCAGACUUCCACCUUGGUUCCAACGCGGCCAACAUCGGAUGGACCGUCGGAUGUCAUGCAUGGAUCGUCAGUCCGGAGAACCAUGAUAUCCUGAUGCCGAUUGGUGCAGUUGGAGAACUUGUGCUGCAAGGACCCAUCGUUGGCCGAGGCUAUCUUGACGAUGAUGCGAGAACGGCUGCAUCCUUUAUCUCGCCCCCGGUGUGGGCAGCUAAUUUUUGGGGAGGAAUUUCGGCAUCAGAUUCCAAUCUGGCUCUCAGAAUGUACAAAACUGGCGACCUUGUCAGAUAUGACCCCGAAGAUGGCUCGCUGCUGAUCCAGGCCCGGAAGGACGCUUCUCAGGUAAAGGUCCGUGGGCAGAGGAUUGAGUUGAAGGAGAUAGAACAUCAUUUGGACAGGAGCGGGGUCAUUCAACAUGGAAUUGCAACCGUACCUCGACAUGGGGAGCUACGUGGCCGAAUAGUGGCGGUUGUGAGCCUCUCAUGCCUCGACGGCAAAUUCCGCGUGACAAAUAUGCCGGGGGACCCAAACUACGAUACGAAUCGGGCCAGCCGCAUUCAGCUUGUGAGAACAGGAGCUUUUGACCAAGAUGAUGCUGAAAAGACUUCACAGUCUGUUCAAACAGCAAAGGAAUUCCUCUCGAGACACCUGCCCCGGUACAUGUUGCCUGAGACAUGGGUGCUGGUGGAGGAGCUGCCAGUAACUAUAUCGCACAAGGUGGAUCGAAAGCUGGUGACGCAGUGGGUCGAGCAAAUGGACAUGCAGUCACUGGAUUCAGUCCACGAACUGAAAGCUCUAGAUGGCUGUGACACUCAGGGAGACACACUUGACGAGGAGCAGCAAAAGAUUCAAUUCGUGUGGGGUCAGGUAUUGGGAAUCGACCCAGCCUCUAUAUCUAUUGAUCAGUCUUUCUUCCAGCUUGGCGGAAACUCACUGUCCGCUAUGGACAUCAAGCGUCAAUGCACGGUCCUUGGGCUUCAACUGUCAACUCAAGAUGUCCUGACCAUGCCGACCAUACGCCAACUAGCCCGUAUUGUGAAACAGAAGACUUCAGCCGACUCAGUCUGUCAACAGCAAUCGAAUUAUACUAUUGAUCGGCAUUCACUCAGCUCGAAUGUCAAAAACACUUUACACAGCCUUGGUGAUAAUGUUGAAUCCAUCAUGUACUGUUCUCCGUUCCAGAGGCGCAUGUAUAAGUCAUUUCAUUCCAAGGGCCGGAUACCAUACGUCUACAACAAUCUGGUGAAGCUCGACAGGCUGCAAAGUCGCGAAUCUCUUCCAUCCGAGCAACAUGAUCGGUCGGAGAUUAGUCGGCUGUUGCGUGCUUGGCAGCAAACCAUUGACCGGCACAGUAUCCUCAGAACAGUUUUUGUGGGCAGUGACUCCACUUAUGCUGCGGAUGAUCAGGUGUGUCAAGUUGUGUUGAAGGGCCUCAAACCCGACAAUGCUAUCUUCAAGGUGGCUUCGACCGAUGAUGUUCUGACAAAGAGCCAUGACCACCUUGAGACGUUUCGACAAAACGUGUUCAAGGAAAACUCGGCACCACAUUCGUUGGCUAUCUUAGUGGAUGAGAGUGACUCAGGGGCUUUGUAUAUGCACCUGAUACUCAGCCACAUGCUCGUGGACCACGUUAGCCUGGCCCAUAUUAUGACGGAUUUCGAUUUGUUUUACAGAGGCUGUACUGCUGAUCUGCUGCCUCCCUGCAAGCCUUUCGGCGAAUACAUUGCACGAACCAUCGCGCCUACCCCACAGCAUGGUGACGAAGGAGGUGAUACCGUCAAAACAUUCUGGCAGUCAGCUUUGCACGACGUUGUGCCGUGCAUCCUGGAAAGCCAGCAUCUCUCAGGGACGCUAUUCCCCACAAGAGACGUUCCCCUGGUGGACAAGCCCGCCCACACAGCCGGCAAGUACAUGGAAUCGGUCAAGUCCACGUUGGACAUCACAGAAUCCAUGCAUCAGUUGUGCCGAGACGCGGAAGUAACCCUGUCCAACCUGCUGCAAUUCGCCUGGGCAGUGCUACUACAUGUCCUCACCGGCAACCACGCGGUGUGCUUUGGACAUCUGGUGUCGGACAGAGACCAGGUUGGUGAUGACGAGCUUGAGAUCGUGGGGCCUGUCUUGUGCCUGCUGGUUGGGCACGUCGAGUUUUCGCAAAGCUCGGGGACUUUGCUAGAUGGGCUGCGUGCUCUUCAGAAGUGCAACGUUGAAAGUAUCUCUCACGCAUAUUCAUUUGAUUUGACGAGUAUUGAAAAGCACCUUGAAUCCGAAAGACAUCAGUCCGAGUCUCGUGGUUCGGCUGCAGCAUCUGGACAAGAAUUACUUCCGCCAGUCUUCAACACAUUGAUCAAUUACCGGAAGAUCGACUAUCAUUCUACGCACAAUGGCACCACCACGACGAGCUACCCAUCAAUUUGGAAACAGGACCCACAGGAGCAAGACAUCAUUCUCUCUUUCAACGAGAGAGGUGACUCCAAGCUCGAUGCCGAAAUCACUUAUUAUACCGGCAUGUUCAAUGAUGCAUCAAUGGGGAUCCUGGUGGGCAGGUAUUCUCAGGUCCUUGACAUAUUAUCAGCAGUGCGGCCGGAUUCGAUGGGGGUGGUAAAGGAGGCUCUAUCAGGUCUUGUAGAGUAG
Messenger RNA from Diaporthe batatas, 9834 nucleotides. RefSeq lists its product as uncharacterized. The record is from RefSeq and is a predicted model, not a curated record. Gene Ontology annotation, molecular function: phosphopantetheine binding; catalytic activity. The coding region runs from base 1 to 9834 and encodes 3277 amino acids. Gene Ontology annotation, biological process: amino acid activation for nonribosomal peptide biosynthetic process; secondary metabolite biosynthetic process. Lineage: Eukaryota; Fungi; Ascomycota; Sordariomycetes; Diaporthales; Diaporthaceae. Gene Ontology annotation, cellular component: cytoplasm. The transcript has 7 exons.